CCACUGAUGAAGAGUCGUGCAUGGACCUGCAGCCUCCUCCUCCUCCUCCUCCUCCUCCUUCACAGGGCUCACAUGGGUGCUGCUUGUGUUCAGCUCCUGUUGGCUGCCACCCUGUGGAUGAUGCCUCACAUGGGAGCCACAGCUGCUGCUGCUGCUACAGAUCUGCUCAACACCACCAGGGUCGGAGCCGAGGCACAGUUUGACUUCAGGACGCUCACUGGAGCUGUCGGCGCUCCUCGCAGCAGGCGUAGGCGAGCCAUUUCAUCCAGAGAGAUCAACGCCCUGCUGGAUUACCACAACCGAGUGCGAUCUCAGGUCUUCCCUCCUGCAGCUAAUAUGGAGUUCAUGCUCUGGGAUGAAGGACUUGCUAAGUCAGCUGACUCUUGGGCGUCACGAUGCAUCUGGGAUCACGGUCCGACACAAGCCAUGAGAUACAUGGGCCAGAACCUGUCGAUCACUUCAGGAAGGUACCAGUCCAUCACGGAUCUGAUCCGGUCCUGGUACGACGAGAGGCACCACUUCUCCUACCCGAACAGAUGCAGUGGAUCCGUGUGCUCGCACUACACACAGAUGGUGUGGGCGAGCACCAACAGGGUGGGAUGUGCUCUCAGGAAGUGCUUUAACAUGAACGUGUUUGGGAGCGCCUGGAGGGAGGCGACGCUGCUGGUCUGCAACUACUCUAUAAAAGGAAACUGGGUGGGAGAGGCUCCCUAUAAGAGCGGGAAACCUUGUUCUGUCUGUCCGUCCAGCUACGGUGGCUCCUGCUGGAGAAACAUGUGCUCACCACCGGUCGCACAUCACAAAAGACUUACAAGAUAUUAACUCGAUGCAGCGUUUAAAUUUAAAGUCACAAGAAACUAAAUAAUAUUACAACAAAAGAAGUCAUUCUUUUCAUUGGGUGAUGUACAUCAAUCAGCCAUAACAUUAUGACCACCUGCACUCAUAUUGUGCUAUCAAAACCUCGAGACGUGGACUCCACUAGACCCCUGAAGGUGUGCUGUGGUAGGGCCUCCAUGGAUCGGACCACAUAUGAUGGAUUGGAUUGAAAUCUGGGGGAUCUGGAGGCCACGUCAACACUUUGAACUUGUUGUUGUGUUCUUCAAACCAUCCCUGAACCACGUUUCCUUCGUGACAGGGUGCAUUAUUACUGAAAGAGGCCAUCGAAAGGGUGUGUAUAGUCUACAACAAUGCUGUCAAAGUAAUGUCCACAUGAAUGGCAGCUUUCCCAGCAGUAUCACGCUGCCUCUGCUGGCUCGCCUUCUUCCCAGAGUACAUCCUGGUGUUAUGUGGUCCCCAGGUGAUCAACACACCUGGCUAUCCACAUGAUAUGUAAAAGAAAACUCAUUAGACCGUCCCACAUUCUUCCAUUGCUCCGUGGUUGGCACUUUGGGUCAUAAUGGGCAAUGAUCUGCAGCUGUGCAGCUCCAUACGCAACAAACUGCGAUGCAAUGUUUGUUCAGCAUGAAACUUUUCAGUAAUUUCAGCUACAGGAGUUUGUCUGCUGGAUCAGACCACAUGGGCCAGCAUCAAUAAGCCUCGGCCCGCCCCAUGACCCUGUUGGUGAUUCACAGUUUUUUCCUUACUUGGACCACUUUUGAUACUUGGUACUUGGACCAGUGCAGGCCAGGAACACCCAACAAAAGCUACAGUUUUGGAGAUGCUCUGCUCUCAGUUGACCUUGUCGAAGUUACUUGCCCAUUUCUUUCGACUUUGAGAAUAAAAUGUUGCAGCCCACCUGUCAGUGCUCAUAAUGUUAUGGCUGAUUGGUAGUUGCCGGGGGUUUUUUUGCACUGUUGUUGAUGAAUUUGUUGGUUCGAGUGAAAAACUGAAGCACUUUUGUUGUACAGACUCUGAUUACUGUAACCCUGGAUGUUUUAUUGAUGCUCUCUCUCUAACCUGAUUGAAUUUUCUUCAUUGUUUAGUGACUCCCGCAGUAAACUCCAACAUGUUUAAUUCA
Molecule: messenger RNA, 1957 nt
Organism: Larimichthys crocea (large yellow croaker)
Lineage: Eukaryota; Metazoa; Chordata; Actinopteri; Sciaenidae
Gene: r3hdml
Product: R3H domain containing-like
Exons: 6
Coding region: 7-822 (271 amino acids)
Source: RefSeq, a predicted model, not a curated record